GUUCUGUGGGCGGGGACGGGAUGAGUGACGUCACGAGCCGGAAGGGUGUCGUGGAAGCUGGAGAGAUUGCUCUGCGGGUGGAAAUCGGCGAGUGAGGACCUACAGGUAAUGCCCGGUGUCUGCCGGCCUGCGGUCAUUGGGGCUGUCAGAGCGGGAGACACACUGAAUGAUGACAUGUUUUAUGGGAUCUAUGGGGGCAGCAAGGAUGGAGGAUGGAAAGGGACUGCACAAUGUGUGUGUGUGUUACAUGGUGAUGUGGAGCUUUCACUGAUGGGGUUUCUGGUGUGUUGUCAGCAGUGACAGGGAGCCUAUAAUAAGUGGGUUAAAUCUAAUUAUGGUAAAGGGGUCAGAGCUGCUUUAUCUGUUGGGAGAGGGGAUACAUCGAUUUGGCAUACAGAUGGGGGAGGGCUUAGGUGGCAGCCUUUGUGAUACGGAAGGCAACUUAACCUGUCAGACUUGGUGAUUAGGAUGGGGAGGCUGAGGUGACAGCCUUAGUGCCCCUGGAUGGGGAGGCUGAGGUGACAGCCUUAGUGAUGAGGAUGAGGUGGGGGUGCUGAGGUGACAGCCUUAGUGAUGAGGAUGAGGUGGGGGGUGCUGAGGUGACAGCCUUAGUGAUGAGGAUGAGGUGGGGGUGCUGAGGUGACAGCCUUAGUGAUGAGCUGGGGGGUGCUGAGGUGACAGCCUUAGUGAUGAGCUGGGGGUGCUGAGGUGACAGCCUUAGUGAUGAGGGUGGGGGGGCUGAGGUGACAGCCUUAGUGAUGAGGAUAGGGGGCUGGGGUAGCUGAAGAGACAGCUCUAGUGUUGGGUAGGGGGCUGAGGUGACAGGCUUAGUAAUGGGGAUGGGGGCUGAGAUGACGACCUUAGAUAUGAUUUCUUUCUAUCCUUUCUGGGACCAGGGAAGUGUUAAAUCCAUGGAAUUCUAUAUAGAGCAAAAGGUGAAAGUGCCAGCCCUAAACCUGUUUAGGAAUUCUGGUUCCCAGGCACUUUGGAGUAUUUCCAGCUCUGUGUUUCAUCAUCAGUAUUUCAAUAGUGACUACUCCCCAGCAAUCAUCAAAAAGGGAUGUUCAUGAAAAAUGUAUUUAAUUUAAUUUCCUUUUUUUUUAAUCUUGUUGCCACAGCUUUAGUUCAUGAUGCAAGUUAAUUGUAAAACUUUCUGUUGAUAAUUCUUGAACUACAUUCCUGUAAAUAGCAAUUUUGCUUAGCUGCUCUGUGUUGCUAGUGAGAGGUUUAAAAUAUGUUUCUAUCAGGUUACAAUACUGACGGCUAAGUUCAAUACUGCAAUUGUUUGUGAACUACAUUUCUCUUGAUGCUUAGGGUGGAGGAUGGGUUAAAAUGUUCACAAACCUAUGUGAUACUUGGUCAUCACUGCAUUGCUGAAACAGAAAAGUUAGCAGUAAACCUAAACUAGAAUUCUAAAUACUGAAAAAUAAUGAAUUGGGGGCACACCAUUAAACAGCAAAUCUGUGUUUUAUGCUUUUAAGGACUAAAUUUAAAAUACACCUUCAUUUCAAAUCUGAAAAAGCUAAUUAAAAUCAUCUAUUUAAAGGGGGAUUGUCACACCAUAUGGUCAGUCUUACCAUGAUUAACCAAUAUCAGUGGUUUCUACACUAAUACAAACAUAUUAAAUGCAAAAUGUACUGAUUAAACUGCUUCAAGGGACUGUCCUGUGCUCACCUGUUAGUGGGAAAGAUUAUGGUGUCCAAACCAAGGGAAUCUGGUCAAAGCUCAAUUUAUAAAUUAAUAAAAAUGAAUCUGGGAUGCACUUGGAUGUAAAUUAAUGGAAACAACGAAGAGGAGUGUUAGAGUAGUUCCAAAUUCUCCUUGGAUGCGAUGAAAAUGUUCAGAGGCAUAUGAUGACACUAAUAUAAUGUUCUGCAGUUGGGGAAUUAACUUGUCUCCACCAUGCACCAUGCUGCCGGUUAUCACAUGCUGUGCUUGGCAUAAUAGCACAAUGGUUUACCUUGCAGGGGUAUUACGUAUAACAGUCUAAUAAACAAAUCUGUGCUGUUCAUAUGGAUGUGUAAAGGAGUCUCGUUUAUUGAUAAGGUUGCUGUGUAUUUAUAAAUAUUUUGUGAACUAAAGUUCCCUUGAUACUCAGCCAGCCUUUAUUUCAAACAGCUCAAAUUACAAGGCUUGCCAUCUAUGUACAAAAUGUGUAGUGUUUUUUUAUUUUACACAACAGGGUAGUUCCUAAAUCCUGGACUGGUAGGGGGUACUUGAGAACUGGCUCUAUACCAUUGUAUUCUUUUGUCUUAACAGAGGAUUCUGUAUAUUUCUAGUAGAGGCAAGUAAAUUUCAAUGAAUCUUUUAAUUGUCUUCAUCCAAUUGUGCAAUUCUACUCACAUUCAUUAUUUUUGCUUUUGCCUUAUAGUUUAUUAUUCCGCUUCCCUGUCCUCAUGGCAUUCCGACUUUUUCUGGUGUGUUCCAUCUUGGGACUCGGACUUGCAGUACCCAUAGAAAGAGCCACUCCAAAGAAAGAAGCAGAACCACCUCCAGAGCCAGCUGUAAGUACCUGUCUCACAUGGUUUCUUGAUAUUUAAAUCUGUUUAGUGCUCUACUUUUACAGCACUAGCAUUUCAAGUGGAAAUGAAACUCAAACUACAAGUGGGUAGUUUGUCUUGCUACACUUUUUGCAAGGUGUAACCUUAUUUAUUGUUAAAUCUACACGUAAGUAAGGUAUAUCCAUCAGGCCUUUGGAGUGCACCCUUUUUAAAGGGAUAUUAUAGUCACCAGAACCACUACAGCUUACUUUAGUUGUUCUGGUGUCUUUAGCAUGUCCCUGCAGGCUCACCAAUGUAAACGCCUAUUUAUAGAAAAGGCAUUGUUUACAUUGUUUAGUAACAUGUCUAGGUGCCAUAACAUAGACUGCCACUAGAGGUGCUUUCUAUGUAAUUGCUACAUUGUGAACGCUCCCCAUAGAGAUGCAUUGAUUCAAUGCAUCUCUAUAAGGAGAUAUUGAUCAGAGUGCAAGGUUUUCCUGCGCAUGUACUACAACCUCCCAAUUCUUUUUCUUAUGGGAAAGCAUUGGAUUGGCUGAGAACAUAAUGCUUGAUGAUCUCAGCCACGGAGGCAGGACCAGCCUCGGUGAGACCACUGCAGCUAUAAAGAAAAAGUAAGUUAAAGGAACUAUGUCACUAUAGUCACAAAAAGAACUGUAGCUUAAUGACGCAGUUUUAGUGUAUAGCCUCUGAAGCCUCACUGCUCAAUUCCCUGCCAUAUAGGAGUUUAAUCACUUUUAUUUCUGUUUAUGCAACGCUAGCCACACCUCUCCAGGCUGUGACUGACAAUUUUAAGCAGAUGUCACUUUAAAAGUUUUCAUCUUCUGCUCUGUAAAUUGAACUUUAAUUAUUUACAUCAGGCUCCUGCAGAGUCCAGCAAUCUACUAACCGAGCAGGUGAUAAGAAAUUCUAGAUUAAACAGAAUUUGCAAUAAUGGAAGUAUCAACAUUAAAGGACUCUUUACAGGAAGUAGUUAGAAGGGCUGUGCAAAUCACAUGCACGUAGGUGUGCUUAGGGCUCCAUAAACCAAGUGACUUAACAUCUAAAUAGGAGAUAAUUGAGCAGUGUGACUUCAGGUGCAUUAUCUAUACAUCAAAACUGCUUCAUUAAGCUAAAGUUGUUAUGGUGACUAUAGUGUCCCUUUAAAUACCUUUUUAACUCCACUGUGAGUGGUGCCGGUAACCUAAACAUGCAGUCCAGCACCAUAGUGUUCCUUUAAGGGACAUUCGGAGCAUGUAGAGGUGAUACUCGAAAAAUUAGAAUAUCGUGCAAAAGUUUAUUUAAGUAAUGCAACGUAAAAGGGGAAACUAAUAUAUGAGAUAGACGCAUUACAUGCAAAGCAAGAUAGUUCAAGCCGUGAUUUGUCAUAAGUGCGAUGAUUAUGGCUUCCAGCUCAUGAAAACCCCAAAUCCUCAAUCUCAGUAAAUUAGCAUAUUGUGAAAAGGUGCAAUAUUCUAGGCUCACGGUGUCCCACUCUAAUCAGCUAAGUAAGCCAUAACACCUGCAAAGGGUUUCUGAGCCUUUAAAUGGUCUCUCAGUCUGGUUCAGUAGGAAUCACAAUCAUGAGGAAGACUGCUGACCUGACAGUUGUGCAGAAAACCAUCAUUGACACCCUCCAUAAGGAGAGAAAGCCUCAAAAGGUAAUUGCGAACGAAGUUGGAUGUUCCCAAAGUGCUGUAUCAAAGCACAUUAAUAAAAAGCUAUGUGGAAGAAAAAGUUUCACAAGCAGCAGGGAUGACUGCAGCCUGGAGUGGAUUGUCAGGAAAAGGCAAUUCAAAAGUGUUGGGGACUUUCACAAGGAGUGGACUGAGGCUGGAGUCAGUGCAUCAAGAGCCACCACACACAGACGGAUCCUGGACAUGGGCUUUAGAUGUCGUAUUCCUCUUGUCAAGCCACUUAUGAACAACCAACAACGUAUGAAGCGUCUUACCUGGGCUAAAGAAAAACAGACCUGGUCUUUUGCUCAGUGGUCCAAAGUCCUCUUUUCUGAUGAGAGCAACUUUUGCAUCUCAUUUAAAAACCAAGGACCCAGAGACUGGAGGAAGAAUGGAGAGGCACACACUGCAAGAUGCUUGACGUCCAGUGUGAAGUUUCCACAGUCUGUGUUGAUUUGGGGAGCCAUGUCAUCUGCUGGUGUUGGUCUACUGUGCUUCAUUAAGUCCAGGGUCAACGCAGCCAUCUACCAGGAGAUUUUGGAGCACUUCAUGUUUCCUUCCGCAGACGAGCUUUAUGGGGAUGCUGACUUAAUUUUCAAGCAGGACGUGGCACCUGCCCACACUGCCAAAAGCACCAAAGCCUGGUUCAGUGACCGUGGGAUUACUGUGCUUGAUUGGCCAGCAAACUCGCCUGACCUGAACCCAUUGCCAAGAGACAGAUGAGACAUGAUACCGAACAAUGCAGAAGAGCUGAAAGCUGCCAUACCACGCCGCAUUGAGGCAGUAAUUGCUGCAAAAGGGGCCCAAACCAAGUACUGAGUCCAUAUGCAUGCUUAUACUUUUCAGAGGCCCGAUAUUGUUCUAUGUACACUCCUUGUUUUAUUGAUUGCAUGUAAUAUUCUAAUUUACUGAGAUUGUGGAUUUGAGGUUUUCGUGAGCUGGAAGCCAUAAUCAUCGCACUUAUGACAAAUCAUGGCUUGAACUAUCUUGCUUUGCGUGUAAUGCGUCUAUCUCGUAUAUUCGUUUCUGCUUUUAUGUUGCAUUACUGAAAUAAAUGAACUUUUGCACAAUAUUCAUAUUUUUCGAAUAUCACCUGUAAGACCCAAGCAUGCUGCGACCAGCAAAUAAAAUCAUGCAGUUUUGAGUGAUUCCACGUGAAUAUCGAAUUGAAAAAUUGCAAAAACCCAUAGCAGCUCAUCACCUCACUUGUCUCUCUUUAUCUAUUGGGUGCUGGGUUAGAACCAUAUGCAUGUGGUUUUUUUUUGUUUGUUUUUUUUAGUGUCUAAGUUUUUAGAGGAGUGCAUGCACUAACAUGCUGGAUGCUUCUUAUUUAAGGUAUAUGAAUACAAGUUUCUAAGUAAAUUUUUGUUUGUUUUUUGUUUUUAAAUUAAUGAGGUGGUGUCUUGCUCAGUGCAUACACAUCUUUUUAGGUAUGUACAGCAGUAUUCACUCUAUCGAAGGCUGCUGAAUAUAUUCUUCAAUCUCCUGCACUGUUACAGCACUCCAAUUAAAAUCCAACCAAGAGGCAGGCUUGUUAGGACAUUUGCCAUUCCAAGCCUUGUGAAUUCAUCGCUACUCCAGUCAAUGUGAAGCACGUUGGUGGACUACCAGUUAUAUAUUAUUGUCUCUAUAGGAAGUUAGUAUUUAAAUCCAUUGUAUCAUUUACUGUCAGCCAAUGAGUGCCUCCCUGCACUAAUAGAGCAAACUGGGAGACACCGUGAACUCAUGGUGGCACCACAACCACUACAGAGAAUUGUGGUAAUUUCCCUUUGAGUAACCAAAAAAUAUUGUCCUCCCUUUUCUUUGCCAUAAGCAUGAAUAAUUGUAUGAGUUUCAAUUAUUUAACAACUGUGUUUUGUUUUGUUUUUUUGUUUGUGUUUUUUGCAGGACACGGGUCUCUACUAUGACCGUUACUUGCAGGAGGUAAUCAAUGUGCUGGAGACAGAUGGCCAUUUCCGGGAGAAGCUCCAGGCAGCUAAUGCUGAGGACAUAAAGGUAAUGGGCAUUCCUUUUAACCCACUAAGUGCUUGAGGUGUGCACAGCUGCUAUUUGAGCACUCUUAUGACACUUUAACCUUUUUAAUGUAACAUGUGCAACUAUGCUGUAUCUGUACAGAUUAUUUCUGUGGACUCUGUACUUCUUCCGGCCAAAUAAACAGGAUGCUAUGCAAACACAGUCUGUUACAACACAGCAACAAAAUAAUCACUGUAGAUAAGGACAGUGUGAGCACAAUAUAGUGUGUUGAAGCAGAUUUAGGCCACAGCUGCAAUUGCCAGAGCAGAAUGAAUGAUUUAAAGGUACACUAUAGCAUUUGCAAUGCAAACAUGUAUCCAGUUUCCUGUAACUUAUCUGGAUGUGCGUCCCCAUAUGAGGGUUUAAAAAAUGAGAUUUACAUUUGGUAUAUUUGGCUGAGAUCAGCAAGAUUGAUGAUGUCCGCCAAUCUACUACUUUCCCAUGGGGAAGUAUUUGGAGGAUAGUUCGCAUGAGCGUCAAGAUGUAGCACUGUGCCAAUCAAAUGCUGCUGUGUCAGCAGCAUUUGUUCUGUAACAGAGUUUGACCUUUAGUUUGUUUCUGCUUGACAGCCACUAGAGGUGUCUUAACUCUGCAAUGUAAUUCUUAACGGUCCUGCAGAACAGUAUUUUUAUUGUAUAUUACAGGCUUUCAAAGAGAGAGACACUGCACUCAGACCACGUCAUUAAGAUGAAGUGAUCUGGUUGCCUUUAGUGUCCAUUUAAAUAGAGAAACUCACAUUUUUCAUGGAUAAAAUUGCUGUUUUAUUUUUUUGUGAAAAAAAAAGAUUCAUUCUGGCAAUCAGUGCAAAUCUCAAGUGUGCAUUCGUGUACAGUCAAUCUGGAUAAUUUCUAGGUAGGUUUUAGUAUGGGACCCAAUGCUGUAUUCUACACAUGCCAGUAAUUUAUGUUGCAAGUGGAAGAUACAAUCAUUCUUCAAAGAACUGGUUGCCUUUUCUAUGUCUUGGGCGGCGGGGGGGGAACAAAAUUUUCCAGAUUUUCUGGUUCCACAUAAAGACAGGUUUACGUAUAGUUGUCAGUCAGGUCUCCUUAAACCAAUUGCCCCUUUACCUUCCAGGCAUUAAAGGCAGGAGCAAUUUUCAUACAGGGACACACAUGUGAGUGAGUCUAACUGCCCCUAUGGAGAGCUAGCAAGGAAACAAAAUAUUUGUUUAAAAAUGAUCAAGUUGGGUGAGGCCUGACAACCGUUGGGUGGUGGAUGGAUGGCUUCAGAUUUCUGAAGCUCCUGACCUAUUUUAUAACUAAACAUCCCAAAAUUGACUAAGACCUACUGAUUGUAAGAUUUUUGCUUUGAGUUACAGGGAAAAUAGUUUUGACUUAUUACAAUUAAUAUUAAAUCAGUUCUAUGUGCAUGGUUUCUUUGUGUGGUUAUACUGCAAGUUAUUUAGAUUACAAAAUUAAUUGAACCCUUGCUAAUAUCCUAUCCAUAUGAACAGAUACCUGUUCAAUCCUUAGAUCAGGCAUAGGCAAGCUUCGGCACUCCAGAUGUUUUGGGCUACAGCCUCCCAUGAUUUGCCAGCAUUAAGAGGGAUGUAGUCCACAACAUCUGGAGUGCUGAAGGUUGCCCAUCCCUGCCUUAGAUAAAUAAAUGUAAUAAAACAUUAGUAACUGAUGAAACUGCAAAUAUACCUAGUUAGGCAAACGCAACUUGUGCCUAGCCAAUAUAAUAUUAAUAUUCUAACUAUAUGUACCUUCUUUUUGAUCUAUAAGUUGGACAUAUGUAUUUUUAUAUAAUUGCUUAAAGUGAUACUAAAGUCACCAAAUCAACUUCAGCUUAAUAAAGCAGUUUUGGUGUAUAGAUCAUGCCACUGCAGUCUCUCUGCUUAAUUCUCUGGCAUUUAGGAGUUAAAUCGCUUUUUUAUGCAGCCCUAGUCACACCUCCGUGCCUGUAAUGUACACAGCUUUCCUAAACUAUUCUUAAAAAGUGAGAUCUAUUGUUUACACAAUGUAUGAUCAUAUAAUGUAACUAAACCCCCAUUAUUUUUUGCCUAGACUAGGUGUUUUUAAUAAAACUUGCAAAAUCAGUCGGCACCAAAGUAGCUGUUUAGUAGAUAAGGGAGUGCACUGGAUUUUCAAUUUUACUAUUGUUUACACAGUCUGUUUAAUUUAGAAUUGUGUAUCUCCUGCACCGUUAUUAGCUUGCUAGACCUUGCAGGAGCCCUCCUGUAUGUGAAUAAAGUUCAAUUUACAGAGUGAGAGAUACAAACUUCUAAAGCAGGUUAACAUCUGAUUCAACAUGAAACCUUUUUUUUUUUUUUUUUUUUCAUGCAGGCUGUCAUUCACAGCCAGGGGAGGUUCGGGUAGGGCUGCAUGGGUAGAAACAAAAGUGAUUUAACUCCUAAAUGGCAAAGAAUUGAGCAGUGAGACUUCCGAGACAUGAUCUAUAUACUAAAACUGUGUAAUUAAACUAAAGUUGUUUUGGUGACUAUAGUUUGUCCCUUUUAAGCCUAGCGUAUUUCUUAUGUAUACCAUAUAUACGUGUAAAACGUUUACUUGCAAAAAUGUGCAAAGCUGAAUAGUAAUGAUAAAGAAAUAUGAGGUUUAUAUAUGGAGGCACGUCCACUCUGCAUACUUCCGAACACUGAGAGGCAUGAAUUUUUGAUUUGAGCACGUCCGCUGUGCAAUUUUUAUAAUUUGUGAUGUCUGCAAAGAUGGUUAAAAUAGCCAGCAUGUUUGUGUAUUCAUCUCACAGACUUCAGAGAACUAUAACAUUUUAAUCUGUGCAUCUGGCGGUGGAUUCAUUAGUAUAGAAACAACUUGACUGAAGCAGCCCCGUCGUCCAUACUUUUUGAGAAUGUCAAGCAAAUCAAUUUCUCUCCUUUCUCUUGCUGUGUACUUGUAUUUACACAUUCUGUUCUUUGUCUCGCUCUUUGUCAGAGUGGUAAAUUAAGCAAAGAGUUGGAUUUUGUCAGUCACCAUGUCCGGACCAGGCUGGAUGAGCUAAAGAGGCAGGAGAUAUCCCGACUGCGGAUGUUGAUCAAGGCAAAGAUGGAUGCAACAAUGGAAGAAAGUAAGCACACUACAUUCUGAAAAUCUGUUUAAAAUCUAUGUUCAAGAUGGUGCAAUUGUUAUUAAGUGAUUUAAGCUUUUGACUUAUUUUUUUCUAGUACAUUUUUACUUCAUUGUCUCUUCUAACAUCUUAAAAAGGAUCCACUUUAGAUUGUCCAUUUUAAACAAUUUUAAAUAUUUAAUAGUUUAAAUAAAGCGGGAUUGUCACUGUCUGGAGCGGGCAGGCAAAAUUGUGUUUAACUUACCUGCACCUGUCCCUCGUGUGUGCUGCCAUUUUCUUCAAGCUGUCCUCUUCUGCUCCUGGUGCUUCAGCGUUGUGUCUUUUUGGUUUUUGUUUUUGUUUGUGAAUGCUCUACAAUUUCCAGUGUGGAAAACACAUAAAUUGCACAUUUUAAGAGUAAAAUGCUUACAAGGAACAAAAUGUUCCCACUCGACUCUUUCCAGCUUUGCUAAUUUGGUGUACAACGUGCAUUUGUCAUGUCAGUUCUUGAUAAUUUUCCAGUUGAGUGGAUAAUAAGAAAAGAAACUGUGCAGGGUUUCUUCUACAAAACACUUCUGAGUAUUGAACUGCUUAUAUUCAGUGGAAUACAGACAGGGUUAUUCACUGGUGUGUGAAUUCAAAGAGCAUUUUUAAUUUGAGGACAAUAAUAUUGGUAAACAAACUAAAAGCAUAGUUGAUUUAGAGAACAUUUCCAGUUCAGUCAUUUGGACCUUAAAUUUGAAAUUUACUUUUAAUUCUCACUUAAAUGAAAAAUCCUUCAAGUGUGAUUAUUGAGCAUCAGGGUUAUUUACUAAAGUGAGAAUUCAAUUAUCGUAUAAGCCAAGUUUUUCAGCACAUUUAUUAUGCUGAAAAAGCCCCCCUUUAGCUUAUACUCGAGUCAGGGUCUGUAUUAUGGGGGGCCGGCAGCAAGCUGUUACUUACCUUUCCUGCAGCUCCUCCAGCUCCCCAGUGUAAAUCUCGCGAGUCCCGCGGCCGUCAGAGCGUUGUCACAGAUUACCAUGGUAGCGCUCUGCGCGGCACGCUCUCAGCUAGACUUUCACUGGGGAGCUGGAGGAGCUGCAGGAAAGGUAAGUAACAGCUUGCUGCCGGCAGCCCCCCCACUGCUCAGUACAUACCACUGGACCACCAGGGAAUGCCAUAGCCCCCUCCCUGGCCAGGUAACAAGCAGGGAGGGGGACAAAAAAGUGUAAACAAAUUAAAUAUUAAAAUAAAAAUAUUAAAAAUGCCCUCCCACCACCCAGUUUACACUACACAAACACACACACACUGCAUCAUAUACAAUAAUGCAAUAUAUAUACUGUAAUAUAUAUAUAUAUAUAUAUAUAUAUAUAUAUAUACUACACUCUGCAUCAUAUAUAUAUAUAUAUAUAUAUAUAUAUACAUAUACACAUACAUACACACACACACACACACACACACUCUUCAUUAUAUACACACACACACACACACUCUGCAUUUUAUUUAUAUAUAUAUAUAUAUAUAUAUACACACACACACACACUCUUCAUUAUAUACACACACACACUCUGCAUUAUUUAUAUAUAUAUAUAUAUAUAUAUAUAUAUAUACACACACACUCUUCAUUAUAUAUAUAUAUAUAUAUAUAUAUAUAUACACACACACACACACACACACUCUGCAUUCAUUAUAUACACACACUGUAAAUAAAUAUUAGAUUAAUGUAAUUUUAUUGGGAUCUAAUUUUAUUUAGAAAUGUAUCAGUAGCUGCUGCAUUUCCCACCCUAGGCUUAUACUUGAGUCAAUACGUUUUUUCCCAUUUUUUUGUGGUAAAAUUAGGUGCAUCGGCUUAUAUUCGGGUCGGCUUAUUCUCAAGUAUAUACGGUAAAUUCAAUGCCAGAGUAUCUGAACAGAAAGCAGAGAUGAUCUAGAUAAUUUUUCCAGUUCCACUCUAGUGAAUGACCCUGCAUUUCUGUUGGUUAUUGAUCAUGAUUUUGACACCUGCCAUGUUUCUCAGAUGUCCAGAUUGACCACAUGGGAUUACUGAAGCAGUUUGAGCACCUGGAUCCUCAGAAUCAGCAUACCUUUGAGGCCCGUGAUCUGGAACUUCUUAUUCAGGCAGUAAGUCUAGCUCUGUAGCAACUUAUACUAAUAUUUGAGGAAAACAUCUAAAAUUCAUUGUCAUGCUUUCUUCAAUUAUUGAUUUGUAAAUGAAAUGUAAUUUCUUAUAAAUAAUCUUGGCAUCAUUGAUAUCUCACCUCUCUGGGAGAGAGACUUGGAUGCAGCUCCAGAUGCUUCUUGGUACCAAAUGUCCAUGAAAAUUCCCUUGCAAAUUUUCCUGAAUGAGGCUUCAGAAAGUUAAAAUAGGAAAUCUUGGGGACUGCUCUAAAUGGCUGUACUUUGGGGCUUAGUCUACUAUUGUACUACCUGUCUAUUAGUGGAUAUUCACAUUAUCCUUAAUUAUUUAGUAUUUUAGAUAUUUCUUGCACACAUAAGGGCCACUGGCAUACAUGUACACUAAUUCAAAAUCCACUCCUUUCUACUUCUCAAUGAAAUUAUGUUCUUUCAGUCUAGUGAUGUGGUGUUCUAGCCUCUUGUAUUGCUUGUUGUUGGACUCCAUGUGAUACCUGAUGCAGAUAUUAGUCCACUGUCAAGCAAUUAAGUCAGAUUUAUGAAUAUGAGAAAUAACCACUAGAGGGCGGGGUUGUAGAACAGUGCAUAUUUUGUUUCUCGUUCAUUUUUACAGCUAACCUCUUGGUCGGCAGAGCAUCAUGUGAAAUGUAGUUCACCAGCUUGUGCAGCCCUUAGCUUAGCAUUCACAUGUAAUAUAAUGUUCUAAUUUGCUCAGGCCACCAAGGACUUAGAAAACUACGAUGCUGCUCGCCACGAGGAGUUCAAACGAUACGAGAUGCUGAAGGAGCACGAGAGAAGGGAAUACCUCAAAUCCCUGGAUGAGGAGAAAAGGAAAGAGGAAGAAGCUCGCUACGAGGAGCUGAAAAAAAAACACAGGGAGCACCCAAAAAUUAAUGUACCAGUAUGUGUCUCAUUGUACCAUUAAUCACCCUAUCUUCUGUUAAAGAUCAUUCUUCCCGGGAAAUGGCAACUGAAUAAAAAUGACAUCUAGGCAUCAAUACACAAUUAAUAUGCACAUUUUUUUAACAAUGAAGCUCAUUACAACAGGGAAUGUGUCCUCUGUGCUUAAAUACUCUGUGCUAAUUCAUUACACGCCCCAUCUGUCUCACACAGCAUAUACAAAUUUAUUAUAUGCCACAGCUGUCUCACACAACAUAUGUUAAUAAUUCAUUACACGCACCAGCUAUCUCACACAGCGUAUACUAAUUCAUUACAUGCCGAGCUGUCUCAUGCAGCAUAUACGAAUUCAUUACGUGACCUAGCUGUGUCACGCAGCAUAUAUUUAUUCAUUACGUGACCUAGCUGUGUCACGUAGCACAUAUUUAUUCAUUACGUGACCCAGCUGUCUCACACAGCAUAUACGAAUUCAUUACGUGACCUAGCUGUGUCACGCAGCAUAUAUUUAUUCAUUACGUGACCUAGCUGUGUCACGUAGCAUAUAUUUAUUCAUUACGUGACCCAGCUGUCUCACACAGCAUAUACGAAUUCAUUACGUGACCUAGCUGUGUCACGCAGCAUAUACUAAUUCAUUACAUGACCUAGCUGUCUCACGCACGUAUAUUUAUUCAUUACGUGACCUAGCUGUGUCACGUAGCAUAUAUUUAUUCAUUACGUGACCCAGCUGUCUCACACAGCAUAUACUUAUUCAUUACGUGACCCAGCUGUCUCACACAGCGUAUACUUAUUCAUUGCGUGACCCAGCUGUCUCACACAGCGUAUACUUAUUCAUUGCGUGACCCAGCUGUCUCACACAGCGUAUACUUAUUCACUACGUGACCCAGCUGUCUCACACAUGAUAACACAUUUUAAAUUCCACCACAUUUCCCACAAUCUACUUGAACACUGUUUUAAAGAGCUGGCAUUUUGAUGAACUUUGUUCAGCUGUCGUCUCCCUUUUUUUAUUUGUAAUAGGGAAGCAUGGAUCAGUUGAAGGAAGUUUGGGAAGAAACUGAUGGCCUUGAUCCCAAUGACUUUAACCCCAAAACCUUCUUCAAGUUACACGGUAAAGAAAUUAUUUUGGUUAAAAACUACACACCCUCCAUGAUUGCAGUGCGUGUCUGAAUUGGGAAGAGCAAUUAAUGCGUGUUUUACUAGGACAAACUAAUGGCCAAUUGUAGCAGUUCAGUUCAUUUUAACUAAAACUACCAUUAUCUUGAGCAAAAAUUAACAGUAGUUAUACAAACACUGAGAAUUGGCAAAAAUUUAGAACAUCAGUGAGGAGUAGCUUUAACCACGCCCCCCACAUCUAGUAAACAUGGGGUCCAUGUCUGGAUUAUUAUCCAUUUUAAUUAAGGAAGACCCUAAAGACUGUGCAACAAAAACAAAGGAACUCGCAAAGUGUUUGCCUGUUCGUAGUGUCCUCGUAUCUUCUAGAGCUGCAUAGAGCCAGCUACAGUUUACUGUCUGUGGUUGGUGUAUCUUGCUUAUAGAGGGAGCUUGCUGGCCUUGAAGAUGUGGACCUCCAUUGUGGGUGGGAAUCAGUCUGAAAUGCAACAGGCAAAUAUGAGUAAAAACUUGUUUGAAGCUUUAGUGGAGACUAACCAAAGCACAAGCUAUCACGUUUUUUUCUUGAAAUUUUUUUUUUUUUAACACCAUUAUCUUAAUGAACACUAUAGUUACAGGAAUACAAACAUGUAUUCCUGUUUCUAUAGGUGUGAAAACACAGUUUAGACUCCAGCACCACUGUCAACAAAUUAAAAAGUGAAUUUAUUUACCUUUAUUCUGCCCCUGAUCUGCCUCCUUGGCUGAGUUCAUCAAACUUUAUUAUCUCAGCCAAUCCAAUGCCACUAGACUGCCACUAGAGAUGUUACUAGGCAGUAAUGUAAACACUGCCUUUUCUCUGAAAAGGCAGUGUUUACAAUACAAAAUCAUGCAGGGACUGACUAUACACACAGAACAACUGCAUUAAAGGUACACUAUAUAGUCACCAAAACAACUCUAGCUAUAUUGAAGCAGUUUUGGUGUAUAGAUCAUUUCCCUGCAGUGUUACUGCUCAAUUCUCUGCCAUUUAUGAGUCAAAUCCCUUUGUUUAUGCACCUUAGUCACACCUCUCUGCAUGUGACUUGCACAGCCUUCCUAAAUACUUCCUCUAAAGAGUCCGCUAAUGUUUAUACUACAUUCUUUUCAGAUUCUAUUUAAAUUAAAAUGUAUUAUCCCCUGCACUGUUGAUAGCUUGCUAGACCCCACAGAAGCCUCCUGUGUAUAAUUAAAGUUCAGUUUAGAGAGCAGGCAAUAAGAACUUAAAGUAAGUUACAUCAAAUUAAAAGUGAAACAAUUUUUUUUAUUUUAUUUUUUCAAUGCAUGGUAUGUGAGUCACAAUCAGGGGAGGUGUGGCUAGGGCUACAAAAGGGAUUUAACUCCUAAAUUGCAGAGAAUUGAGCAGUGAGACUGCAGGAUCAUGGUCUAUACACUAAAACUGCUUCAUUAAACUAAAGUUGUUUUUCUGACUAAUGUCACUUUAAGCUGUAGUUGUACUGGUGACUAUAGUGUCCCUUUAACCCUCUUGGUUUUUUAGUAAUACAGUUGAAUUUAACUUGAAGAGCUUGUCGGGUCAUCUGUGUAGCUAAUGCCGUUGAAGUUUUUUUCUGUGAUGGCAAAGCACCUUAAUAUUAAUCUUCUUUAACCUUUCUAUCUGUCAGAUACCAAUGGAGAUGGAGUACUGGAUGAGCAGGAGCUGGAGGCCCUUUUCACAAAGGAGGUAAAAUGAAGCUCUCUGUCCUUCUUUCCAAUGUAUUUGUUUUAAGUGAAAUCAAAUGGAAUUAUAAACUAAACCAAAUGUUGUGGAGGAUUGCAAAAAAGGAAAACAAAAACCAAAUCGCAUAGCUGCAAAAAUGCUCAAACUUCCUCUAUUUUUAGCUCUGCUAGUUUGGGCUAAGACUUCCAAUUCGCUAGGCAAAUCUUUGUACAGUAAAUAAACCCCAGAUAAUAUAUGUCACCUUCUAACUCUCCUCCAAAAUGGAUGUUGAGUGGUUAUAUCCACGUUCUCCAAAAUUAAGUUCUCAUGCUCCUAAGUGGCUACACUUGUAAUCAGAAACUAGCACAAAGUUAAAUGGUAUAUUGUGUGACUUCAGAUUUCAACGUUGCUACAUUAGAGUAGAUCUGUGUUAUUUCUGUCAUUCUGUCAUUUCUCUUACACAAAUUGUAGGGUGAUGGGAAGAGAGAUUGGUAAACUUAUGCUUUGUACAUCUUGGGACUAAUAGAAAGCAUUGUAUUCGUAUUAAUAAGCAGUAAUUGUUAAUACUUUGUCUGUAGCUGGAAAAAGUCUAUGACCCCAAGAAUGAAGAAGAUGACAUGGUGGAGAUGGAAGAGGAGCGGCUACGAAUGAGAGAGCAUGUCAUGAAAAAUGUAUGUUUCCUUUGUUGGUUUUUGUUUCUUGUUUGUUUUUUAUAAAAAAAAUUCUCAUGAAAUGGUGUUAGACCUCAAAGAAUAUGAAACCGAUUUUAUGUGCAAUGCAAUCAAUACAGAAAAAUAUGGGUUUAAUUGUUCUUUUUAAUAGUUAACCAUGAUUGUGACACCAUCUCAUAUGUUAACAAAUUCAAGACGUUUCUUGCUAGCUUUUUUCACAAAAUGUUGCAAUGUUACAAAGGCGAAGAUUAUUUGGGGCAUUGUAUAAUGAAUGCGUUUUCGGUGAUAGUUUAAUAAAUGUUCCUUUCCUGAUGUACUUAUUAUGGCAGUGGUCUGCAAUAUAUUUGCAGCUUAUCAACAUUCCUAUGUAUUUGGUAGGAACGGUAAAUGUUAUCUCACUGAAUCAUCUCUGCCAUAUGUUAACACAAUAUAUAAAACCGUAACCCUGUUAAUUAAAAAGGAACACUUGGCAACUAAUAGUGAACCAGCAUACAAUGCUUAUUGGAUUUUUUAUUUAUUUAUUAUUUCCUCCUACUCCCUCCCCAACUUCCCACCCCCACCACCACCAAGCCAUUUAAAGUUAACUUUUACAGUGAUUUAGUACUGUUGUGUCUUUGUCAAGCAUGGGGUAUUGAAAUCUUUUUUUUUUAAAUCCCUUAAAUAUUUAAACCUCAAAAAGAUGUCUGGUUUGUGUUUAUUUUAUAUUUUAUUUUGUUUUUGUUCUUAUGAGAAGUUUUUCAAUUGGUUUGUAUUUUCAGGUGGAUGUAAAUCAUGAUCGUUUGGUCACAUUGGAGGAAUUCAUAAAAUCUACAGAAAGGAAGGAUAUCAAUGAGCCUGAUGGAUGGGCGGUAAGAUUCUCGGUUGUUUUGCAUUUCUGUCUCUAAUUUCUUUCUUGAUUUGCUAGUGUGAUAGAUCAUUUGAUUCUGGUAAAUUCUACAUGACCGCUAGGGGCACCAGCAGACUGAAGUACAGAACUUACGUCUAGAACCUUUAAGUCCUAUCAAUGGAGUGUUAGGAUUUGAGAUCAGGAAAGUAUUUCAGUCUUUCUUUUCCUGGGUGCGCAUCAGCAACAUAUACUAAUUCCUCUUCUGUCUCCAUCCAUCUAAGUCAAUGGUUCCCAACCCAGUCCUCAAGUACCCCCUACCAGUCCAGGAUUUAGGGAUUACCUUGUUGUGGUUUUUUUUUUUUUUUUUGUUUGUUUUUGUUUUGUUUUUUCUAAAAACACCUUAGACACAACUUGGUUAUCCCUAAAUCCUGUACUGUUAGGGGGUACUUGAGUCCCUCCGCUACUAAGCCACCUGAUACAAACACCAGAAACCACAACAACCUAAUACCCAUUCCAUGUAAUUCUCGUUCUAAUUCUUCCUUUAAAGCUGCCAUCUGAAAUGCACGCUCUGUGGGCAGCACCUAUAAAUCCAACUUCCAUCCAUGACCUAUUUAUCUCACACUCCCUAAACCUACUUGCACUAACAGAAACAUGGCUCUCUUCCCCUGAUACUGCUAACCCUGCCUCACUAUCCUUUGGUGGUCUUUACUUUACCCUCAAUCCAAGACAAGCAAUGAGUAAAGGUGGCAGUGUAGGUUUUCUCCUUUCACCCCACUGCUCCUUUAAAACUCUUCCCACCCCACUUCCCUCUCUUUCCCAUCAUUUGAAAUUCAUUCACUUUGCCUUUUCAAACCCCGCUCUGCUAACAUUGCCGUUAUUUUUCGUCCCACUGGUUCCCCUCUCCUCUUCCUUGACCCCUUUGCUGCCUGGCUAACCUACUUCCUGUCUUCUAAUAUUCCAUCCCUAAUUUUUGGAGACUUCAAUAUUCCCAUUAACCCACCUUUGACCUCAGCAGCCUCUAAACUACUUUGUUACUUCCUCCCUUGGGCUAUUGCAAUGGGCUAAAUCUCCCACCCAUGUAGCUGGCAAUACCCUCGACCUUAUUUUCUCUUAUGCAUGUACAGUAUCUAAUAUCUGCAACACUCAAUUUCCUCUCUCUGAUCACCACCUCUUAUCGGUUGCUCUAGAUUACCCCCUCACCCAACAACCUCAGCCUAACCCCCCUCAACUCAGGAGGAACAUUAAUUCUAUUAAUCUCCAGCAGCUGUCAGCUGAAAUUGAUUCACAACGGCUAUCCAUCCCUUCCCUCUCCUGUCCCUCACAGGCCAUCUCCACAUAUAACACUACCCUCACCUCUGCCUUCAACACUGCAGCCCCACUCCAAACAUGCACCUCAAAGAGGACACGCCCCCAACCUUGGCAUACUAAAUCAACACGCUAUCUGCAGAGUUGCUCCCAUUGUGUUGAACGCUCCUUGAGGAAGUCCCGCACCCAGGCAGAUUCAUAUUGUGUUCAUACAGCGCAGCCCUUGCACUCGCCAAACAGUCAUACUUUUCCUCUCUCAUUAGUUCAUGCUCCCCCAAUGUUGGCAAACUUAUUGCCUCUUUUGGAUUCCAGUACCACCUGUACGCUGAUGACACCCAAAUAUCUCUCCUCACCAGACCUCUCUCCUGCCAUCCUGCAACGUGUCACUGCUUGCCUUUCUUCCAUCUCUGACUGGAUGUCCUUCCGCUUUCUGAAACUCAAUCUCUCUAAAACUGAACUCCUUGUCUUUCCUCCUCCUAAUACUGAUCCUCCUCUUUCGCUCUCCCUUCAAGUUAGUGGUAUCCACAUAAGUCCAUCCUUGCAAGCAUGCUGUCUUGGCGUCAUACUUUUCUGGCCUCACCUUUGAGCCUCACAUCCAUUGUGCUGCCAAAUCCUGUAGAGUCCAACUUAAAAACAUAGCCCAAAUCCACCCCUUUCUUACAAAAGAUGCUAGUCCAUGGUCUAGUAAUUUCCCGCAUGGAUUAUUGUAACCCUCUCCUGAUUGGUCUUCCCAAAAGCCAUAUCGCCCUGCUACAGUCUGUAAUGAAUUCUGCCGCCAGACUGAUUUUCCUCUCUAGUAGGUCCUCUCAUACCUCACCCCACUGUCGGCCCUUACAUUGGCUCCCUGUAUCAUAUAGGAGUCAAUUCAAAUUGCUAACCCAUAAAGCACUGAACAAUUCUAGCCCCUCCUAUAUCUCUUGACAGAUCCAUAGAUAUGCCCCUCCUCGUUCCCUCUGCUCUGCCCGUGACCACCUCCUGACGGCUGCUCGCAGCCGUACGGCCAACUCGCGCUUGCAGGACUUCUUGCGGGAGGCUCCCUUCCUAUGGAAUAGCCUGCCUACCCCCCAUCAGACUCUCCCCUAGUCUUCAAUCAUUUAAGAUGUGCCUUAAAACCAAUCUCUUUAAGAAAGCUUAUGGCCUCCCAGAGUAACCUCUACCUUACACACCUGUCUUUUGCUCUCUCCUAUAGGGCAGCACUUUACUCUCUCCUCCAGCUCUGCUUCACUCCCACCUUAUUUGAUUUAUAUUCCUGUCCUAAUGUGUUUUAUACCCCACCUCCUAUAGAAUGUAAGCUUGUUUGAGCAGGGUCCUCUUCAACUUAUCGUUCCUGUAAGUUUUCUUGUAAUUGUCCUAUUUAUAGUUACACCCCCCCCCCCUCAUAAUAUUGUAAAGCGCUACAGAAUCUGUUGGCACUUUAUAAAUGGCAAUAAUAAUAAUAAUACUGGGCCUUCAUGCCAGGAAGUCAGUUCAGUGACUGUCUGGUAGACAGCCACUAGAGGGGGAGUUAACCCUAGCAGGUAAUUAUUGCAGUUUAUAAAAACUGCAAUAAUUGCCACUCUAGGGUCAAGGGUGAUGGGAGUUUGCACCCAGACUGGGUGCCUACACUGUCUCUUUAAGAUAUUUCUUAUAUUUUCAAGUAUAAAUUGAAGCAAAAAACUUUAUUUUUGUUUUUUGCAUUUGUGUGCCAAUUAAUUGUUCUUUCUUUUUGAUGUCUCUAAGACCGUGGAUGAAACUCAAAUGUACACAGAGGAAGAGCUACGCAAGUUUGAGCAAGAGUUAUCAGAGCAGGAAGCGGUCUUGAAACAGCAAGCUGAGAAACUCCGCCAGGAACAUGAAGACUUACAGCAGAGGCAGAUAGAACUUGAUGCACAGAAGAAGGAAUACCAGCAGGUAUAGUGAACUAAACCCACCAGAUACAUUAUUUGUCUAAAAGAAAUAAGACACUUGCUGAGUGACUAUUAACGCACAGUUUAAAUGAUCCUAAUAAAGUAGCUUGGGGUUGGCCAUAUUUAAUGGUGUAUUGUGCUGUGACAUGUUUCAUAAUCUCUGGUUAUCAAGCGGUUAGCUUAUAGCUUUACAAGCUCAAUAAAAUGUACUUCCUACAGGCUGUCAUGCAUAUGGAACAGAAAAAGUCCCAGCAAGCAGCUGCAGGUCCAAACGGUGAGCUGAAGUUUCAGGGAGACGCUCCUCAUCCAGCAGAUGACAAAGGUAAGUACAAGCAAGUCGGGGGUCCUUUUUAUGAAAUGUACAUCUGUAUCCUUAUCACCGCUAUCGGUUUACAUAUAGCCUUGCAAACUGUGUAGUGAACUUGGCUGUUGGCAGAGCUGUAGACCAUGCGUGCACUGUCCUCCGCUCAGCUCCGCUCUCUCUACUUUUGUAUAACCGGUUUUAUGAUUGCUACCAAAUUUUAAAUCUCUGCAUAACAAAGUUUGCAAUGUUGAGCUUAGACCAUAGUACUAAUUUGCAAUAAUUGGUUUCUCAUUUCCAAAAAUUAAGCAAUAUCAUCCUAAAUGUACGACGCAUUGCCACAAUUGGAACUAAUUCAUUUGUUUAGGGCUAUUUUUCUGUAAUUGGGUAUUUUAUUUAACCCCUUAAGGACACGUGACGUGUGACAUGCCAUGAUUCCCUUUUAUUCCAGAAGUUUGGUCCCUAAGGGGUUAAGUUAUUGGAGCAAUAUAGAGCUUCUAAAGUCGCUGAGCCUAAUAUUAAAUAAAAAGUGCAAAAUGUCACAAGCAUGUCAGUAUGAAGCAUGUGUCUAAAUUAAGUUUGUUGUUUUAUAUAGCUAUAUGGAAGGUAUGGCUGACGUAGCUUUCAAACACCAAAAAUAAGCUGCAUUCUAAGCUAGGCUACAACCGGCUGUUCUUGUUAAAGGACUUGUAUGGUUGUGGGUGUUUGGAUUUAAAUAACUGAUGGAUUUGUGUCUCUUCAGCAGUACUUUCUGUGGUCUGACAUUUUUAGAUGCGGUUUUGAACAGUUGCAUCGUAUUACAUGCUAAGUUUGUUUAAAGGCAGUCUCAUUAAAAUACUUAGGUUUUAAAUUAAGUAAAAAUUAGAUGCCUUAAAUCUUACAAAUAAAAUUUUUUGUAGUGUCACAAAAAUAGAAAUAUUGGUAUACACGUAUACAUACAAUAGAUAUUGGGUUUCAGCUUAUUCCUUUUUCAGGAUGGUGUUGCAUUCUUUAUAUUAGACCCAGAAUUAAGCGUAUAUCACUUUUUAAACAUCUUAAAUUCUUGUAGACAAAAUAUUCCAUAGGGCCACACAUCAAAACAUAAAAAUUCAUAUACACAGUAUAUUAUACAUACAGAUUAACACAAUGUAUUUUGGUGUAUUCCUACCAAAAUAUAUAUCGCACAAAUAUCGUAUCUAUUUCAUUUAAUUUUUUUUUCUUCUUAACUUGGGCUUCUUUCAGCUAUUGUCAAUGUGCCAAAAACUGUUCACAAUGUAAGAAAACAAAUCAUAGUAGAGAAUGCCAUUUAUUUAAACAACAAAAUGCUUGAAGUUUCAAACUGCUCACAGGAAACAAAGUGGGACCUAUACCAGUUUUAAACUCACCAAAUCCACUUAUAUAUAGCGUGUACUCUGGGCCCUGUCCUCGUUCACUCCAGUAACUAGCAUGUCUACCACGUCCUACUAGGUUACACACGCACGACAGAUGCAGUGACAAAACCUUGACUUUUUGAUGUGUUUUGUCCCACCUAUCCCCAUAUGGGGCUUUCUCAAAGUGAGGUUUGUACCUCUACUCCUCCUGUGUAGUUACCCAUCCCAAACUAUAGACGUUGCUCACUAAUUUAAAAUGUCCUUGCAUCUAAUAGAAAGUGCGGCACAGUAAACAUUCGUCAAGGAUAUAUAUAUAUUUUUUUUAAAUGUGGAUAUUACAAUAGACCUUGGGUAAUUGGGUUUUAAUUCGGAAAUGACAAUAUUGCUUUUUUUUUUAAAUAUAAAAUACAAAUAAACAUAAAAAUGUAUUUGCUGUAAAUCCACAGGCUUUGCAACUUCUACAUUUAAUUCUGAACAGUGCCAAAAUUUACAUUAGGGAGAGCCAAUCCUCCCAUUAAUGGUUUAUAGCAUUGAGUUUACCCAAUAGCGGAUAGAACAGGGGUUUCAGAAAACCUGUAGUUCAGCUUUGUACAGUUGCCAGAACCCUUCCUUCAUAGCCUCUCUGAGUAUUUAAAGUACCAGUAUGAGCAGAGGGGACAAUAGCUGCACUGCUAAACAGUUGGUUGAGUGGUUGGCAGUGAUUUGAUUUUUGUUUGUUUGUUUUUUCAAACUGCUGCAGUUUAUUGCAGACAUGAUGUGCAGGUAGACAAAGGCCAGGGAACCGCUUUCCAAAAUUAUUUUCCCAAGUUACAAAAAGUUGUUUUGAUGCUUAGUGUAGUACAGGAAUGUAAGUCUGAUAUGUUUUCUUGGACAAUGCUCUAUAAAAGCUACUCAGAUGUAUAAAGAAACAAAAACAAACAUUCAGGACAAGUUUCCUGCAAACUUUCAUUUAAUGACAAACCAUUUUCUUUUCUUUUUCUUUCUUUUUUCUUUUUCUUUUUUUAUUCCCCCUUCACAGCUAAAGUAGAAGAACCCCAUCCUCAUUCUAACAUUCACGGUGAAGCCCCAUCUGAAGACAAGGUCCACAAAGAACCAGAGCUUCAUCACGAACAGCCAGCUCAUCCAGACCAAUAAUAAGAGAGGACAGAAGAGAGGCCAAGUAGCAGAAACAAUAAAACAAAACGAUUUUCGACACUCUUUUUAAUUCUAGAAGUGAGCGCUCCUGCAUGGCCGUCUCCUUGUUCUCCAAAAUAUCAAAUUUAAGGGAUGUGCAAUCAGCCUCUGAGUAAAUCUCUCACAUUGGGAAUCAGGCUUUUUGUUUUCAAAAAACAAAUCUUAAAGAUACGUUUUUAUGAAAGUUAAGCGAAUGAGGGAAUGGGGUGGGGGGAGGGUUUAGUGAUUUACUAGUGAUUUUAAGGUAUCCUCUAGGUCAGGCUUCCCCAAACUCUUGCCCUCUAGAUGUUGCUGAACUACAACUCCCAUGAUUCUCAGCCUAUCUAUUUCCUUCAUAGAAUCAUGGGAGUUGUAGUUCACCAACAUCUGGAGGGCCGGAGUUUGGGGAAGCCUGCUCUAGGUUGUGCCAUUUUAAGUCAGCCUCACAUUGCCACAGCAAAGCAUUUGAUGGCUCAUACCAAAUAACUGCUUUGUUACAACUCUUUGCUAUACAGUAAAUUAUAUAUACUGUUUUGGUAGCAAUUUAUAUAUUCCGUGUGAAUGUGAUGCUAGCUAGGAAACUGACUUCUCCUCCCUUUUACUUUCCCAUAUUUUGGAGGUGACAAUUAACCACCUUUCAAACAGCUCUGAUUCCCAUAUCUCUGAACAACCUGUAAUUUGAACCUGUCAGAUGCUGAUUUCUUCAACGGAAACUGAUUUCACAUUAAACAAUAGGGGUUUAACAAAAAUGUCCAAAAAAGUUAUAUCUAACUGGGGGGACAUCAAAGGAACAUUUUAGACCUGCUUUAUUCUUAUAGGGAUUCAAACUCCCAUUCAAUCCUCUGCCAGAUGAGGUGGACUGAACGGGAGUGGGAGUUCUUUAACCCCUUAAGGACACAUGACAUGUGUGACAUGUCAUGAUUCCCUUUUAUUCCAGAAGUUUGGUCCUUAAGUGGUUAAGGAAUAUAUAAAUAUUGAAGCAAGUUUCACAUAAAUGGUCUCUAUGUUUUGUUAAUAUUUUUUAAACCCACACAGUAUUUGAAUUCUACCUUUACACUAUUAACUCUAAUACUUCCCAGCAUACAGUUAGAUUUUUCCUGAUUGGUUGGUUGUCCUAUUUAGUUUAGUAAUUGGUGCAAUUCAUAAGAGGAAAAGGUUAUUUUAGGUUCUACAGUAUCAUGAAUUUAAAUACAGCAGUUGAACUUUAUACAAAUGUUUUUUUUUUUGUUUUUUUUUUCAGCUAUUAAAAACUAUAACAUAUAUACCAAUGUAUUCUCCCUUUCUAUGUAUAUAUUGUGAAAUGUAGUCCACAACAAAUGGCGGUUAGCAGUACCAUGGCUAGUUUAGAACUGAUUUGUUGAUAUAUUGUCUCCUCUGGCACUCUGUUAAUUGGGAUAUGGUAUUUGAAGGGACUAGAUCUCACUAGGGCAGGGCUAGCUUCCCAAAAACAUUUUUUGGGGUUAUUCAAUAAAGUGAGAAUUGUUGGGAAUUCAAAGUAAAUGUCAAAUUUAAAAGUAGCUAAAUUUUGAAUUCCUGACACUUCUCACUUUAGUAAAUAUCCCUGAAAGUCUUCUUGUAGGCAAGAGAGAGCGAAAACACAAAUUGAACAAUGAAACACAUUCAUAUCUUUUAAAACGUCUAUAAAGUGCAGUGAGCGUCCUGGCAAUUACUCUCACAAUAAAAUAAAGCAGCCCCUUUUCACAAUCGGACAGUUACUACCUAUUACCAAAGAAUAAAGAUAAACUAAUAUGACAACCCACACUAAAAAAUGCCAUGUAUCACCUUAAUGGAACAUCACAUAGAAUAGUAUGAUGCCAUCCAUAAAAAAAAUAAUAAUAAAACGACCACUAAAAUUUGUUUGUCAUGGCUAUUAUUUGUAGAGAUUCUAUUCCAUGUGAUGCUAAGGUAAUGCAUGACCUAUGUUUUAGAACAUUUUGUAAAGUGAUUUAUUAGUCUAGAUCUUUAAAAUUUGUCUUUUAAGGUCAGUAUGUGUUUAGAAAUGACUCCAUUAUGUCUGUCACGCUGUGAGAAGUCAAGCUUGUGCUCUGUUAUCGUUAGUAAUUGGGGAUGCUUGCAAAUUACAAGAUUUAAUCUGUAAUAGUACAUCAUUCUCUUAUUGGUGUUAAAGUUCUGUUUGCCUUGAGGUAAUUUGUGGGGGGUGUUGGCACACUUUUGCUUCUACAUGCUAUAGAAAUGUUCCCUAACCUUUGCACCUCGGGUGAUGCUGAAUUAAAUUGUGGGCUUGCUAAGCACUGUGUGAAAUGGAGUUACCAGAUAUCUGGAGUGCCAAUGUUGGUCAUCUCUGUUCUAUUGACCUACCCUCACAUUCCUUUUUUUUUUUAUAUAUUUUGUGUUUCAAUUUGCUUGUUAUUGCUUUAGGCAGAAGAUUAUUAAAAAGCAAACAAAUUGCAUAAAAUUUGGUGAAAAUAGUUAGAAAAUGAAGACACGUGCAUUAUACAGAAUAAGGUAUUUUAAAUUAAAUUGGGGAUAUUGUCGUGUUGGUUUAAAAAAAAAAAAGAUUGUGUGGUUACAUUUUUUAUUUAUUUUCUAUUCUGAUCUGUAGAAUAAACGUCUAGUGCUAAAAAGCAGUUGAGUUUUUAUGUAUUUUAAAAAAAUAAAAUAAAAUUUAGAUCCUGCUCUUAAAAAAACAAAAAAAAAACAAUUUGUGGGUUUGGAUGGUUUUAAAGUGGGUGCAAAACUUUUGUGAUUAAUUUUUAUAGGUUCUCAAAUGUGUUGGACCCAUUUUGAAACCAUACAAACCGCUAAACUGUAGGUUCUGUUAAAUUAAAGUUGAACAAUUGUCAGAUGCUGAUUUAUACACAAUUCAGAUGGUUUUAACAGUAUACUGUAUAAUCUAUAGAUUAUUUGUGGUUCCUUUUUAUACAAUGUCCUUGCUGCAGGCCGUUCAAUAGAGAUUGACACUUUUAUCAAUUUUAAAUGGUUUCACCUUCCUGGCUUUUCAAGCAGACAGGCCCUGUUACUUGCUGAUUUGGGUAGCUUAUUUGAAUAGGCAGCAAUUGCGGAGAGCACCUGCCUUGCAAAGACGUCUUAUUGAGCUGCAUUGGGAAGUCUGUGAUUGGGCAGGCCCCCCAAGUCUGAGCGGGGUUAGAAGAGGAGGGCUUACGAGAGCAGCAGCCAAGAAACCUGCAGUUUUCAAACAGUUUUUAGAUACAACUCCAAUGAAACUAUGCAUAAUAGUUUUCAUUUGUGGUAUAUCUACUAAACAUUGAUUUAAGAAAAAAUAUUUUGUAUUUGGACAGUGGGCUUUUCCUUGAUCUAUUUUGAAAAAAAAUAAACUGCCGUAAUGAGAUACAUUAAAAAUUUUUGGUGUAAUGCUUUCGUCUAAUGACUUAACCAUUCUAGAAUUAAAAAUCUCACAUCAAAUUAGAAAAAUUCUUCAGCAGUUUGUUUUGGAGGUUAGUGCUUUUUUAGCCACAAACCUGCAGGUCUCCAAAAACAUGGUUUUGAGAGUAAAACUGAAAGAUGUUGAAAUCUUUUGUUUACACAUAUAUAUUUUUUGCUAUGAAACAAACAGGCAUUUUCUUGUGCAUCAAAAUCUUGUUUUACAAUGCAGAGUUAACAGGUAUUAUUAUACAUGCAUCUAUGAUGGCAGAGAAACUGUUUGAUGUGCUGGACAACAGCUAUUUGACCUUGUAUGCUUAUUUUAUCAUUACACAAGACAAUUAAAAACCUAUAGCAUUUUCAUUACUGACUAGGCUUCUGCAAUGUAUACACACUCAUUUAAAUAACUACAGCCUUAAUUUUAUUUUAUGUUUUUAUUUUUAUAAAGGAAAAAAGACAAAUGUC
This is a messenger RNA of Pelobates cultripes (western spadefoot toad), 26254 nucleotides long. Lineage: Eukaryota; Metazoa; Chordata; Amphibia; Anura; Pelobatidae. The record is from the annotation of a GenBank genome assembly.